Plasmopara halstedii is the source of this 348-nucleotide messenger RNA. RefSeq lists its product as uncharacterized. The record is from RefSeq and is a predicted model, not a curated record. The coding region runs from base 1 to 348 and encodes 115 amino acids. The transcript has a single exon. Lineage: Eukaryota; Oomycota; Peronosporomycetes; Peronosporales; Peronosporaceae.
AUGCAAUACGAACGACGUCGACGUGAAAAUGUUGAUCGCGAUGUACGUCGCUGGGAUGCUAUGGAUGCAGCUUCAGCCGAAGAAAAGCGACGGGAGGACGCGCUUCGUGCAUCAGGUUCGAAAGCCCGACGAAAUAAAUGCAGCGAACCAUUUAAUUUUAUCACAUUGAAGUAUAAUGAUGGUAAAGAUGGCGAGCGACUUCAGGCAGCGGAUGCCACAAUUAAACAUCGUGCCAUGUUGCGUGCGCAAAAGUUGCAGUUGCACAACUCGCGUGAAGGGAUCAACCCUAUUACAGGAGAGUGCAUGCGACCAAUCCAACCAAACGACUUGUUGCCACCUCCACAAUAG